CAGAAUCUCACCAUUUCAGCACGGAAGGAAAAUCAGAUCAGAUCAACAUUUAAGGUCUUUAAAUAGAAACACUUAAACAAUGUCACUUUUAUAUCAUGUUUAUAUCCGAAUCUAAUGACAAAAGCUUCAACUCCUCAACAAAAAGAUAAACGGAAGAAAGAGCUUUGAAAAAAACACUGAAGCAUGGACUCAGUGGGAGUGAAUCUGAUAAACACAGCAGCUCUGGGAAGACCCUUCCAGCUCGGCAUGCUGUAUGACUGCAGAAAAGACGAGUUAAUAGCAGGAAUCAGAUUCUGGAAUAAAGGACAGCUGGAGCAGAAUACUUGCUCUCGUCCCCAGAUUAAUACAGAUUUCAGUGUCACAGCUUCAGACUCCAUCAAGGACAAAUCUAACUUACUAAAUAUUGAAGGUGGACUGAACCUGAGUGUCUUAGGUGGACUCGUCCAGGUUAGUGGAGCAGCAAAGUAUCUCAAAGACACCAAGACGUCUUUCAUACAGCAGAGACUGACGCUACAUUAUCAUUCAACCUGCGAGUUUAAAGAACUGACUGUCAAUCAGCUGCCUUCUGAAAAUAUUCCUGAUGAUGAUAAUGACAUAGCCACACAUGUAGUAACAGGAAUACUGUACGGAGCAGAUGCCUGCUUUGUGUUUGACAGACAAGUUUCUUCAGAUGAGGACAAAAGCACAGUAAAAGGAGAAGUAAAAGUGGCUCUAGAGAAACUGCUGGGUGUCAUUUCACUAGAUGCAAACGUUGACCUGAACAUGAAUGACAAAGAGAAAACUGCAGUCAAAGACUUCACUUGUACAUUUUAUGGUGACUUCCAGCUGCCGUCUAACCCGACCACUUUUGAAGAUGCGAUGAAGGUUUUUGCUGAUCUUCCGAAACUGCUGAAAGAAAACCAAGAGCUGGCGGUUCCUCUGAGAGUUUGGCUUUAUCCUCUGGACAAACUUCACUCAAGAGCUUCAAAACUUCAGAAAGACAUCAGCAUGAAUCUAAUCCAAGAAACUGAAUCAGUGGUUGAGAGUUUAAAUACAGCCGAGAUGAAAUGCAGUGAUCUUCUGGAAGACUCUCCUGCUGUGACUUUUGCUGCAUUUCAUGAUAAAAUUCUGCAAAUGAAGCAAAACUGCUACAAGUACAAGUUGAGACUCAUGAAGAAGCUCGGCUCUCUGCUGCCAAACAUCCGCGGAGACGUGAUGAAGGAAACAGCAUUGAAUGAUCUUCUACAAGAACAUGAAGAAUCUCCAUUCAAUGGAAGUGACCUCACAGAAUGGCUGAAAGAGAGAGAAAGAGAGUCUGAGAUCAUUAAAACAGUCCUCAGACAGCUGAAGGAUGCACAGGUGGAAAACAACAUAGAUGUCAUUUUGAUGGAUCUGGAGGUUGGAAAUCUGGUCAGUUACACAUUCACGUCGUUGAACUGCUCAGACAUGAUCCUUCCUAAACAAAAGGUCUAUCUGAGUUCUUCAACAAAAGAAAAUGUAGAGAUAAGCCCUGAUUUCAAGCAAAAGUCUUGGCUCACUGCUGAGAUCCAGAAGACCAUGAGGAGAAACUUGCAGAUAUUUAAGAACCUGAUGAAUUCAAAGGACUGUAAACCAGCAAAGUUUAUUGUGUCCUCAAAGGAAAUUGUGAAUAAUCCUGGUUCCUGCAUUCUUCUGUAUGAAAGUGAAUGUGAUGAAGCUGUUUGCUUUACUCCUCCAUCCAAACCAGUCUGUCCAAUCACUGAAGAGGUCAAAGGUCAGAGUGUGAUUCUGAAGGUGGUUCCUUCAUCAUGUCCUGCGACAGUGGAGCUCAGAUUACUGUAUAAAGCAAAGCAGGACACAGUCUGGACAUCUGAACCUGUGCUGAAGGAUCAAGACACAGUUACUCUGACUGAUCUGAGAGAAGAAACUGAGUAUGAGAUCAGAUGUGCUGCUGCGGGGAAACUCAACUACACCACAGAGAGUGACGUGAUCACGGUCAAGACGGGGAGAAAUAUGAGGAGCAGUGCAGAAAACAGAAGCAGCAAAACGAUGAGAAAACACCACAGCAAUGGAAAGAGCUUAAAUGUUGCACAAAUGAUAAAGAACAAUUGGAGCAAAAUAAUAAAAGAUGGAAACAAUGAAAACCUACCAAUAUUUAAACUCCAGCUGAAGGAAACAUGGCAGAACAGUGAUGGAUUCUGCAGAAGAAGCACCUUUGGAAAAAACACCACAAAACCAAACAAGACCAUUAUGAUGAUCGGAGCCACAGGUUCAGGAAAAACCACUCUAAUUAACAGCAUGAUUAACUACAUUCUGGGAGUGCAAUGGAUAGACGACUUCCGGUUUGUGCUGAUAGAUGAAAGGAAGCAGAAAUCCCAGGCUGAAAGUCAGACAUCACAGAUCACAGCAUAUCAGAUCAAUCACAUGGAUGGUUUCCACACUGAAUAUUCUCUGACUAUUGUGGACACUCCAGGCUUGGGCGACACCAGAGGAAUUUCACAUGACCAGAAAAUCAUAGCACAGAUUCGGGAGUUAUUUUCUGCCCGAGGAGGGAUCGACUGCAUUGAUGCCGUGUGUUUUGUAGUACAGGCUUCACUUGCCCGUCUGACACACACACAGAAAUACAUCUUUGAUUCCAUUCUUUUCAUAUUUGGGAAGGAUAUCGCUGAAAACAUCCUUGUGAUGGUCACUUUUGCAGACGGGAAAACACCUCCUGAGGCCAUCAAAGUCUCUGAGGUGUCCUGUUCUAAAGAUGAAUCUGGAGAACCACUUCACUUCAAGUUCAACAACUCUGCUGUGUUUGCUAGCAAUAAUACAUCUGCAGAGGAUGAUGACUCUGAUUGUGAAAACUUUGAUCAAAUGUUCUGGAAGUUGGGAUUUUCUAGCAUGAAGAAAUUCUUUAUAUCCCUCAACAAGAUGGAAACCAAGAGCUUGUCUCUGACUCGGGAGGUCCUAAAAGAGCGGCAGCAGCUAGAAGUGCUUGUGGAAGGCCUCCAGCCCCAAAUCAAUGCUGGUCUGAUAAAACUAGAUGAAAUCAAGAAGAUAAGAGCUGCUCUGGAGCAGCACAAGGCUGAAAUGGAAGCAAACAAGGAUUUUGAAUAUGAAUUAGAAGUGACUGUCCCAAAACAGAUUGAAAACAAAACAGGCUACUUAACCAACUGCCAGACUUGUCACUUCACAUGUCAUGAUAAAUGCACUAUUACAAACGACAGUGAUAAAUAUAAGUGCCCUGUCAUGAAAAACGGAAAGUGUACGGUCUGUCCAGGAAAGUGUGUUUGGAAUGUGCACUAUAAUCAGAAAUACAAAUGGGAUUAUGUCACAGAAAAGAGACAGGGAACCUAUCAGGAUUUAAAGAAGCGAUUUGAGGCUGCACAUGGACAGAUCAUGUCAAAAGAAAAGAUCUUUGAAGAGCUUGAAAAGGAUCUUAAGGUUGUCCGGGAUAUUGUGACCCGUCUAAUUGUACAAUCUCAAAAGUCCUUGGAGCGGCUGCAGGAAAUUGCUCUCAAACCCAAUCCUCUGUCCACCCCUGACUACAUUGAUCUGAUGAUUGAGUCUGAGAAACAAGAAGCCAAGCCUGGAUUUAAAGAUCGCAUUCAGUCUUUACUGGACCUCAGGAAGAAGGCAGAGAUCCUCAUUAAGGUUUCUACAAGAGACGUGCUUCCAGAGGAUUUGAGACCAUAUACAUCCCAGAAAGAUGAAACUUUUGAUCAAAGCACCUUCUGCAGGAUGCAGGAAGGUUUAAAGAAAUGGUUCAAAUGAAAGAAACAAGUGUUACAAUUUAAAUGACAAUGUCAGCAUAUUUAAAAGUAACAGCUUAGAGCUUUUACCCUUUAUCUUUAAUUUCUAUAGACUUUACAUUUUAUUUUGUGGUAAGAUGAUCUAUAUGCAUUUUUAUGACACAAUAUGUAUUCCCCAAUUGUAAGUCGCUUUGGAUAAAAGCAUCUGCAAAAUGACUAAAUGUAAAAUGUAAAUGUAAACAAUAAGAAAGGCAUAUGGUUUUCAUGCCCAUUCCAUGAUAAAUAUAAUUUUUC
Onychostoma macrolepis is the source of this 3989-nucleotide messenger RNA. RefSeq lists its product as uncharacterized. The transcript has 5 exons. NCBI's taxonomy places the organism in Eukaryota, Metazoa, Chordata, Actinopteri, Cypriniformes, Cyprinidae. The coding region runs from base 184 to 3717 and encodes 1177 amino acids. The record is from RefSeq and is a predicted model, not a curated record. Gene Ontology annotation, molecular function: GTP binding; protein binding.